Molecule: messenger RNA, 1495 nt
Organism: Pocillopora damicornis (cauliflower coral)
Lineage: Eukaryota; Metazoa; Cnidaria; Anthozoa; Scleractinia; Pocilloporidae
Product: potassium channel subfamily K member 15
Biological process (GO): potassium ion transmembrane transport; stabilization of membrane potential
Cellular component (GO): plasma membrane
Molecular function (GO): outward rectifier potassium channel activity; potassium ion leak channel activity
Source: RefSeq, a predicted model, not a curated record
GCGAAAUACAACGGCACUGACAUCCCCCAUGCUGCGUUUAAUUACCUCAAAACACGUUUAAGAGAAUGGCUUGACAAAACUGAGGAAACGACAGAAAAUUGGCAGGAAAAAGCUUCGUCUCCGAAGAAGAAAAGCCACUGGCUUAGCACAGCGCGAUUUACAGCAUAAACGACGCCUGAACGUGAAUAAUAAAGCGAAACGAACCAUUCAUAGCAUGUCAAACGCAAAAUUAAAUGCUGACAACGAGCUUUAAUCGACAUUGACCAGGAGGCAUGUGGAUCGCAGAAAGCUCGAGAAAUCUGGUAAUUCAAAUAGCUUUAUUCCUUGUUUAUAUAUUUUUGGGAGCUGUCGUUUUUCAAGCGUUGGAGUCGCAAAAUGAAGAGGAGGAACGUAAAGCGAUGGUCGUGGCGCGAGAUCGUUUUCAGGAGAAAUACAACAUUUCUCGAGACGACCUAAAAAAUUUCAUCGAUCAAAUCGAGCAGAUAGCGGAUCACGGUUUUAGCCAACACUGGAUCAGACGAUGGACAAUAUUGGGUUCGUUGUUUUUCGCAGGAACCGUUGUGACUACUAUAGGUUAUGGUCAUGUGACGCCUUGCACAGAUGCAGGCCGUAUAUUCUGCAUCUUCUAUGCCUUAGUUGGGAUACCGCUGACCUGGCUCAUGCUAUCAACGCUAGCGCAAUACAUUAACGCGUGUAUUGGCCGAGCUCUGGAAUGUUGCUACGAACGAGUUCUUCGACGAAAACCGGUAGGGAUUGGGAUUGGGUCUGCAGCAAUCACACUGGCGAUUAGCGCGUCUAUGAUUUUAAUCAUUGCCUUGUUCGGAUGUUACUGGGAGGGCUGGCGCUACCUUGAUGGCGUCUAUUUUGGAUUUAUAACAUUAACAACAAUUGGCUUUGGAGACUUUGUUCCUCUGCACCCGUCGCCUAAUCGAGAUCCCGAAGGAUAUAGGUGGCACGUACUAAUGUUUACAGUCCUGAGUAUUCUUUACUUCACUAUCGGGUUAGCUAUCGUGUCCAGCGUGUUGUUAUCGAUCAGAAACGCCAUGGAAGAGAGAUCUCUGUCUGGAUUCCAAGUUCUAAAAGAACCAGAGGAAGACUGAGACCUUGUAUAAAUUUGAAGAAAGCGUAAGAUACAUCACAGAAAGAAAGUCACUAAUUCAAUGCUCCUCGUCACUCCUCAAGAUCUGUAAAACACUCCAGAAAUAGGUGCCAUUGUCAAAUGUCAAUAAUUUCAAAUAGAAUUAAAAAUAAUCGGCAACAUCACGUUCAUGAAACUUUGCUUUCUCUUUAUUUUUGUGUUAUAUCCAUUACUAGUUAUUCUACAUAAAACUCAUCGUGAAAAAACAUUUGUCCAUCUUCUUUUCUAUAAUUAACUUAGGAAGAAAAAUUUGGCUUGUGCUCAGCUUCAAUUCAAGCUCAUAUACGAUCUCAAUUAACCUUCUGCAGACCUCUAAGUGGGGCUAGCAUCUAAUUUCGCCUUGCAAUAUCACCCCUG